This is a messenger RNA of Brugia pahangi, 1122 nucleotides long. NCBI's taxonomy places the organism in Eukaryota, Metazoa, Nematoda, Chromadorea, Rhabditida, Onchocercidae. The record is from the annotation of a GenBank genome assembly.
AUGUCGUCAACGAAUUCCAGUAGGUUUACAGCCGCUAAUACAUAUACAAUCAGUGAGGAUGAGAAAGCUGUUUACGAUCGACAGAUACGUUUGUGGGGUUUGGAAACUCAGAAUAGAUUACGCAGUUCGACAGUAUUAGUCGCUGGUUUGUCAGGAUGUGGAAGUGAAGUUUCAAAGAAUUUAAUGUUGACCGGAUUGAAAUCACUAACGCUACUGGAUAAUAAAACAAUUUGUGCGGAUGAUUACUGCAGUCAGUUUUUGUUGCAACGUGGCAGUGAAGGCAAAAAUCGUGCUGAAGCAUCACGGCAGAAAUGUCAAUUAUUAAAUCCGAAUGUGGAAUUGCAUGUGGAUACGGGUGAUAUUUCGGAAAAAGAUGAAAAGUUCUUCACUAAUUUCGAUUUAGUUAUUUUGGUUGAUCAAAAAUACGCCGUCAUUAAUCAAAUCAGUAAAAUAUGUCGGAAUGCUAGAAAACCAUUUAUUGCUGGAGGCGUUUUUGGUUGGAUAGGAUACGCAUUUUUCGACUUUACGGACUGUUCAUUUUUAGUGACUGUACCAAAAGUAAGGACAGGUGGUAUACUGGAAGAUGACUCUGUAGGGGCCGAUUCUUCACCAGCAAAGAAACAAAGAAUUGGCAGUGAAGUAGAAAAUGGAAAAGGAGGAAAGGAAAAUAAAGCAUCAGUGAAUGUUGUACUGGACGAUGAUGAAAAAAUACAUAUGACAUUUUCAUACCCAUUAUGGGACGAUGCAUGGAAUGUCGACUGGACUCAUAAAAGACUCAUUCGUAAGGCAAAACAAAUUUUGCCUCGAUCAUAUUUCCCUGUCCGAGUUAUGCUUCGACUACAAGAUAGCGAUGAUACUGUGGAGCAAGAGAAAUUCAUAGAAAUGUGGAAGAAAGAAUUGGAGCAAUGCAAUCAUAUGCUUGAUGACGAAUAUUUCAACGUCAAAUAUUUUUCGCAUUUUGUUGGCCCACAACUGAGCCCGACAUGUGCUAUCGUUGGAGCACAUAUAGCACAGGAAGCAAUAAAGGCACUUUCACAAAAAGAUGAUCCUCUUCGAAAUGUGUUCUUUUAUUCAGCAAUUGAUACCAGUGGUAUUGUUUGCCAUUUGCCACCGAUUACAUAG